Elgaria multicarinata webbii is the source of this 2155-nucleotide messenger RNA. RefSeq names its product Pim-1 proto-oncogene, serine/threonine kinase (gene PIM1). Gene Ontology annotation, cellular component: cytoplasm. The record is from RefSeq and is a predicted model, not a curated record. The transcript is spliced from 6 exons. Gene Ontology annotation, biological process: negative regulation of apoptotic process; protein autophosphorylation. Bases 43 to 984 code for a protein of 313 amino acids. NCBI's taxonomy places the organism in Eukaryota, Metazoa, Chordata, Lepidosauria, Squamata, Anguidae. Gene Ontology annotation, molecular function: ATP binding; protein serine/threonine kinase activity.
CCGCCGGUCCCGGCCUGCCUGGAACACGCGGACGGGGCGGGGAUGUUGCUUUCCAAGAUCAACUCACUGGCCCACCUGUGCUCGGCGCCCGGCGGGGAUCUGCACCCAGUCAAGCCGCUGCCAGGAAAGGAAAAGGAACCCCUGGAGAAGCUGUACCAGGUGGGCCCGCUGCUCGGCAGUGGCGGUUUCGGCUCGGUCUACUCAGGCACCAGGCUGGCAGAUGGAGCUCUGGUGGCCAUCAAGCAUGUGUCCCGGGACCGGGUUUCAGAAUGGGGAGAACUGCCUGGUGGAUCCAGGGUACCUAUGGAAAUCUUGCUCCUGAAAAAGGUCGGCUCGGGCUUUCGAGGGGUGAUCCGGCUCCUGGAUUGGUUUGAGAGGCCAGACAGUUUCAUUUUGGUUUUGGAACGGCCAGAUCCUGUGCAGGAUCUCUUUGACUUCAUCACAGAGCGAGGGGCUCUGCCCGAGGAUUUGGCCCGCAGUUUUUUCCGUCAGAUUUUGGAGGCAGUUCGACAUUGUCACAGCUGUGGCGUCCUGCACCGGGAUAUCAAGGACGAGAAUAUCCUGAUUGAUCUGAGCAGUGGAGAGCUCAAACUUAUAGACUUUGGAUCUGGAGCCCUGCUCAAGGACACCGUGUACACUGACUUUGAUGGGACUCGUGUAUAUAGUCCUCCAGAAUGGAUCCGGUAUCACAGGUAUCAUGGCAGGUCUGCUGCGGUGUGGUCGCUUGGAGUAUUACUCUAUGACAUGGUGUGUGGUGAUAUCCCCUUUGAGCAUGAUGAGGAGAUCGUAAGGGGACAAGUCUAUUUUCGGCAAAGGGUUUCUCCAGAGUGCCAGCAUCUCAUAAAGUGGUGUUUAGCUCUGAGGCCUUCUGACAGGCCAUCUUUUGAAGACCUUUUGAACCAUUCUUGGAUGCAAGAUGUUCUCCUGCCUCAGGAAACAGCUGAGAUUCACUUGCACAGUCUAAUUCAAGAUUCUAGCAAAUAGCAGUGCGUCGAUCCUUUUGGGGUACAAAACAGAAUUUCACUCUACAGAGUCUGGUUGACUGGGAAUUUUUACAGGAACGCUAUUCAUCUCAUUCCAGACACCUGCUGCCUGGAGACUCUGCCAGACUUGAAGAAACCCAUCUCUUCUGAUAGAGUAGACUUGAAGUUCUUGGGGCCUGCCUUGCAAACUUCUUUGCCACUAGAUGAAUUGGGCAAGUCCAUGAGUGUCCACAACCUGCUGAAUCCUAGAAUAUGAAAGGAGUGGAACAGAGCACUAGAGCAGUUGUUUCCAUUGGGGGAUUCUGGGUACGGGGAGGGGAAGGGAAGGUACUGAUUUGGAUUGGCUACCUGUCUUCACUGUGUCACCCUGUUCCGAGUGCCUUCAGUUGCAAUCUGAGCUGUGCUGGGGAAAAUUACUUGAACGUUCCUUCAUUGCUGCUGUCUCAAGGUUCACAAGGUUCCACCUUCUAAAGAACUGCUUCAAAAGAAACUGGGGGGUGAUACAUUGGCAAACUAAUUGCUGCCCUGUAUGAACUCUGAAUUUGCUUCUUGCAGCCUCUCAAAAGUGAAGGCAUCCUCAAGUGCACAAACAAUGCAACCCAAUUAAUUGUAAAUUUGUACAGAACAAUACAGGAACAAAGUGUGGUGUACAGAAGAUUGUAGUUUAUAAUGGUUUUUACUCUUGUUUUUUAAUUUAUUUCUAGGAUUUUUUAAAUGAAAUGUCCUAACUUGUAGGAUCUUAUUUAUUUUAUUUAUGAAUCAUGUGAGUUCUUGGCCUACACCUCACUGCUGCAACUGCUUGUCUGGUUUCCUGUCAAUUGCCUCUGCCUGUCUUUUCCCCACUCCCAAAUCCCUUCCUCAUUGGGUUAUCUUCUGCUGCUUCAUGUCUUGCCACUGUAUGGAGCAGCUGACCACCUCUCAGCCAUGUGUAAAUAUUUCUAGCUGUGAUUGUUCAGCCUCCCUGAAUGUUUGAGACAUGUUUCCACAGGUACUAGUGGGAACAUGUGUGUAUGUGUAUAUAGUGCUCUUACUGAAAAUGGGGCAAGAUUCCUUGGACUUCAACACUGUCAGGCUUGUGUAAGUAAUUUGGUGUGUAGUCUGCUGGUUUUUUAAAUAGCUAAUACUGUACAGGGAAUUCAGAAAUGCUAAUUUUUUAUACAUGCUGUUUUAAA